AUGAGACCCUACCCUACCUAGAUAUUUCCAGGAAAUUUCUUCCACUUCCCUACCCUUUUUUCCUCUUUGAAGAAGAAAGUAAAGAAGCAACUUUUAGUUUCAAUAACAAUAAUUCUUUUCUAUCACGCUCAGAUUUCCUUCCUAAUCCUUGAUCCGUGCUGUGCGGCAAUAAGAUUUCAGAGCUGAUCAUUCUUUUUUUAGGGGUGGCCUGGUGUUAUCAUUCAGGAAGCUAUAGUUAUGAAUUAUCCACCAGAAAAGCUUGUGAGGUUCCAGGACUGGAAUUCAGGGCGAAGCACUGAAGGACGUUAUUCUGAUAAUAAUUGGAUAAAUUCGGGGAAAAUUAGAUUCACAAUAAAUUCCUUUUCAGAAAAGUUACAAAGAGGGGUUGAAUCUGGUUCUGAAAGGUUUAAAGGGAUUAGAAGAUCAUUUAAAUCUUGUUCUUUUAACCGUGGGUUUGGGUCUAGUAAGAAAGUUCUUGAUCCACAGGGGCCGUUUCUUCAAAGGUGGAACAAGAUAUUUUUAUUAUCUUGUAUCAUAGCAGUCUCAAUUGAUCCUUUAUUCUUUUAUGUCCCAGUGAUAAAUGAUGAUAAGAAGUGCCUUGUUUUGGAUGAAAAGAUGGAGAUCACAGCCGGUGUGCUGCGCUCAUUCACAGAUAUCUUUUAUAUAAUCCAUAUUAUUUUUCAAUUUCGUACUGGGUUCAUUGCGCCUUCUUCUCGUGUAUUUGGAAGAGGCGUUUUAGUUGAAGAUUCAUUGGCAAUAGCAAAGAGGUAUCUGAAAUCAUACUUUGUAAUCGAUGUUCUAGCAGUUCUUCCCCUUCCACAGGUGGUGAUUUUAAUUAUCAUACCCCAAAUGAGAGGGUUGAAGUCGUUGAAUACAAAGAACUUGUUGACAUUUAUUGUUCUCUUCCAAUAUCUUCCAAGAGUUUUUCGAAUAUAUCCACUGUAUAAGGAAAUUACAAGGACUUCUGGCAUACUAACUGAAACUGCAUGGGCUGGAGCUGCGUUCAAUCUUUUUCUUUACAUGCUAGCAAGCCAUGUUUUUGGGGCUUUUUGGUACUUGUUUUCUAUUGAAAGGGAAUACACAUGCUGGAAAGACGCCUGUAGGAAUAAUACUAAAUGUAACCCCCGUUCAUUUUACUGUGAUGGUGAUUCUUCUUUUAGCAUGUUUCUAAAUCAGUCAUGCCCGAUACAAACACCCAACACGACUCUUUUCAAUUUUGGGAUUUUCCUCAAUGCCCUUCAAUCUGGUGUUGUGGAGUCAGAAAAUUUUCCAGAGAAAUUCUUUUACUGUUUCUGGUGGGGCCUGCAGAAUCUAAGUUCUCUGGGUCAGAACCUUGAAACUAGUACCUAUGUCUUUGAAAUCUGCUUUGCAGUUUUCAUUUCAAUCUCGGGCUUGGUUCUGUUUUCAUUUCUCAUUGGAAAUAUGCAGACAUAUUUGCAGUCCACAACUACCAGGUUGGAGGAGAUGAGAGUAAAAAGGCGUGAUGCAGAACAAUGGAUGUCCCAUCGCUUACUACCUGAGAAUCUGAGGGAACGAAUUAGGCGAUAUGAACAAUACAAAUGGCAAGAAACUAGAGGAGUUGAUGAAGAGAAUUUACUUUGUAAUCUCCCCAAGGACCUAAGAAGGGAUAUAAAGCGCCAUCUUUGCUUGGCUCUGCUCAUGAGAGUGCCAAUGUUUGAAAAAAUGGAUGAGCAAUUACUGGAUGCAAUGUGUGAUCGUCUCAAGCCGGUUCUCUACACAGAGGAGAGCUAUAUUGUUCGGGAGGGAGACCCAGUUGAUGAGAUGCUCUUCAUCAUGAGGGGCAAAUUGUUGACCAUGACAACAAAUGGUGGAAGAACUGGCUUCUUUAAUUCUGAAUACAUUGGGGCAGGGGAUUUUUGUGGAGAGGAACUUCUCACCUGGGCACUAGAUCCCCAUUCUUCGUCAAAUCUCCCUAUCUCAACUAGAACUGUCCGAGCUCUUACAGAAGUUGAAGCUUUUGCUCUGGUGGCUGAUGACUUGAAGUUUGUUGCUUCUCAAUUCCGCCGGCUUCACAGUAAGCAGCUGCGCCACACUUUUAGGUUUUAUUCACAGCAGUGGAGGACUUGGGCAGCUUGUUUUAUACAAGCUGCUUGGCGCCGCUACAGCAAAAAGAAACUUGAAGAAUCUCUUAGAGAAGAGGAGGACAGAUUGCAAGACGCUUUAGCCAAUGCGAGUGGGAGUUCACCAAGUCUGGGUGCAACCAUUUAUGCCUCACGGUUUGCUGCCAAUGCACUACGUGCUUUACGGCAAAACCGUAGCCGUAAAACAAGAGUGCUGGAGAGGGUUCCACCUAUGCUACUUCAGAAGCCUGCAGAGCCUGAUUUUACUGCUGAAGAACAAUAGGCAGGUUUAUUUUAUGUAAAAGUUUGUGUGAGUAGAUUAGGAACUCUCAACCCUCCACUUAAUAGGAAAUGUACGAAUCUUGGCGGAAAGUUGCCAAUUGUUGAGUAUGAGGUCUGUAUAUGAUGUAUAUAUCUCUCUCUUCAAAUUUUCCUUGUUUUGUUCCUUGGUUUUCAGUAAUGUCCAAUUUGUUUUAGCAGUUAUUACAUAA
Gossypium raimondii (Peruvian cotton) is the source of this 2572-nucleotide messenger RNA. RefSeq names its product cyclic nucleotide-gated ion channel 1. Gene Ontology annotation, biological process: monoatomic ion transport; transmembrane transport. Bases 238 to 2364 code for a protein of 708 amino acids. The transcript has 8 exons. The record is from RefSeq and is a predicted model, not a curated record. Gene Ontology annotation, molecular function: monoatomic ion channel activity. NCBI's taxonomy places the organism in Eukaryota, Viridiplantae, Streptophyta, Magnoliopsida, Malvales, Malvaceae. Gene Ontology annotation, cellular component: membrane.